AUGACUUGGCGCCACCAAUUACAGAAUUAUGCGUCUAAUGAAAUGUUUCAGUCGUACCUACACGCAUAUACCAACGAAAUGCCGGAGGCUAUACGCGAACAUGUCGAUCAGGUGACAAACUGUGAAGAUAUUGCGAUGAAUUUCCUUGUCUCACAUCUCACUCGGGAACCGCCGAUCAAAACGACCAGCAAAUGGACAAUUAGGUGUCCGACGUGCACGGAGACGCUGUCACAAGACGAAUCACAUUUCCGCGAACGACACGAAUGCAUACGACUCUUCACCAGAAUCUAUGGAUACAAUCCGCUGAAGUUCUCGCAAUUUCGUGCCGAUUCGGUUUUGUUCAAGACCCGUCUACCGCCGGACAAGCAGAAAUGCUUCCGAUUUGUUUAA
Ostertagia ostertagi is the source of this 390-nucleotide messenger RNA. The record is from the annotation of a GenBank genome assembly. Lineage: Eukaryota; Metazoa; Nematoda; Chromadorea; Rhabditida; Trichostrongylidae.